Messenger RNA from Patiria miniata (bat star), 4714 nucleotides. RefSeq names its product myelin expression factor 2-like. The transcript is spliced from 15 exons. Gene Ontology annotation, cellular component: cytoplasm; nucleus. Bases 156 to 2129 code for a protein of 657 amino acids. Gene Ontology annotation, molecular function: mRNA binding. NCBI's taxonomy places the organism in Eukaryota, Metazoa, Echinodermata, Asteroidea, Valvatida, Asterinidae. The record is from RefSeq and is a predicted model, not a curated record.
GGCUUUUCGCGUCACCGUACUUACCCUGGCAUCUCAUGCUUUGCGUGCAACUCUUGAACAAAGCUACGCUGACUUUCCCUCUUGGAUUUGACCCCCAAAUCACAGAUAUUGAGACCCAAAUUCCUGGAUAAAGUGCUAAAGGCUUUGGAGCAGACAUGAGUGGGUCAGAAGACGGCAGACACGGCACAGCGGACGAAGAAUUGCCCGAAGAAAUCGACACAGACAUCACCGACAUAAUCGAGUUGGAUCAAGACGAACUGCAGGUGGGGGGUGAUGACGACAACGGGCAGUUUGACGUCGAAGGAUCGCCGUCAAAAUCACCGGAGAGCGGCCGAGAUCGGGAACAGUCGGACAAAAAAGACGAUGACAAAAAUGACAGACCACGAGAAAAGUCAAAAGAUCAGGACAGGAAUCGUGACCGACACGGUGACCGCAACCGUGAUCGCGACCGUCGGGAUCGCCGAGACGCCGGCCGCAGAGACUCAGGAGGAAGGCGUGACCAGCGAGGCGGGAGGUUCCAUCCCUACGGUGGGAAGGACCGUGACGGUGGGCGGGAUCGAACGAUGGGCCGGGCCGUCUUUGUCAGCAACAUUCCGUUUGAGAUGAAGUGGCAGGAGUUGAAGGACAUCAUGAGGAAAGAGGUUGGUGAGGUCACAUAUACCGAGCUGUUCAAUGAUACAGAUGGAAAGUCAAAGGGUGUUGGGGUUGUAGAAUUCGCGUCGAGGGAUAGCGUCAACCGGUGCAUCGAUAAGAUGAACAAGUUCCAGAUCCGUGGUCGGGGGCUUGUUGUCAAAGUUGACACAGACAGGCGUUACAGUGACAAGUUCCGGCGACAAGCAGACAAGGAGCAGAAGGCUCGCAUCAUGCUCACCCCGCAGGUCCUAUCCCAGCUCAACUUAGAUCCCAGCACCGUCAGCGAUACCAUCUUUGUCUCCAACAUUCCCUGGGACGUGGAGUGGAGGGAACUGAAGGACAUCUUCCGCAUCGCUGGUGAGGUCACUCACUGCGACAUCAUGACCGACGCUCGGGGCAAAUCCAAAGGCAGCGGCACCGUCACGUUUGAGUCCAUCCUAGAAGCAGUCAAUGCCAUCUCAAUGUUUGACAACCAGUCGCUCUACAACAGGAAGCUGAUUGUGAGAAUGGACCAGGCCAAGAUAGACCGAGACAGACCAUCCAAGCCGCCUCUGCCAAGUGGUCUAUCUCGUCUUGGCCCCAGCUUGGAGUCGCUGACCAGUGGCAUGGGAGGCGGGCUUGGCGGAGGCUCCAGGGGUGGAGGCUCCAGGGGUGGCAUGGGUGGGGGCAUGGGGGGAGGUCUGGGUGGGGGGUUAGGCGGUGGUGGCGGGGGCAUGGGCAACAUGGGGAUGGGCAACAUGGGCAGCAUGGGAGGUAUGGACAGUGGCCUGGGCAACUUGGGCAAUUUCGGCAGCAGUCUGGGCGGCGGCUUUGACAGCAACCGGAUGAGUAACCUGGGAGGAGGCGGCGGUGGGCUGGGAGGCAGCUUCGGCAGCACUCUUGGCUCUGGGCUGGGCGGAAAUCUGGGCGGUGGACUGAGCAGCGGGCUUGGCGGUAGCCUGGCCGGCCUAGGAGGUUUCGGCGGAGGGGACCUAUCCCAGAGUACCCUAGGCAUGAGCAGCCUGAGCUCGCUGGGCGGCAUGGGCUCGGACCUGUCCCUGAUGGGCAACAUGGGUGGUGGUGGCGGUGGGGGCAGUGGGGGGCUGGGGAUACUGGGCUCCGGCAUGGGCAUUGGGAAAGAUAACUUCGGGGACAGUAUGAGGGAUGACCGGGAUAGAGACAGGGGGCGUGACCGUGGGGACAGAGACAGGAGGGGUGGGGGACGGGAUAGGGACAGGGACCGAGACAACUUCCGUGGACGUGGCGCAGAGUCAGGAUGUCAAGUCUUUGUAAGGAACUUGCCGUUCAAAUACACAUGGCAGGAUCUGAAGGAUCGCUUCAAGGUGCUUGGCCCGGUCCAAUUUGCUGAGAUCAAGACGCAUCCUGAGACCGGACGGUCCAAAGGAUUUGGCACGGUGCGUUUCCAGAACCCUGACUCCGCCAGUCGAGCAAUCCGUGAGAUGAACGGAUAUCGUCUGGACGGACGCGAAAUUGAAGUCACCCUGGAUUAUGCCUAGAGGUGUCCCACAACCUCGCGGUGGUUGUCUCGUGGUGUUGUCUCUGAUUUGGGAACAGGAAUUUUUGGGGUUCAUCAUUUUUUUGUCAUCUCCAACUUUCUGCAGAGAUCUUUGAGUCCGGCUGUCGUUCUUCUUUAUUCUGUUGCUUUUGUUUGUCUACAACACCGAUAAAUGUUCCCUUCUCGAUGUUAUGAAUUCCAAAGAAUUUAGUCUCUUGUGUGAUACAGUCUUUACCCUUGCCGAAGAAUUGUGAACACGUUUUUUUCCCCCACACUGAAGUUUUGUUCGGGCCAUUUCACUGAGUACAAUUGAUCUGCGUUUGCGUGGCCGGGGGUUGCGUUGAAUCAUGACAGCAUCAUGUUAAGAAAUUGGUCAGGUUCUAUUUUUUUUUUGAUCUUGUGAAACAAAAAAUUCAAAGAGGUUUGACCAUGAAGAGUUUUGGAGUCAACAGUCUCAUGAAGAUAAAUGUUUUGAAACAGUAUUUGUUAAGAGAGAGGUUGGAGAAGAUUCAAUUGGUUGAUUUUGUUUCUCUGUAAAAUCUGCUGGAUUUUUGUUUUUGUCAAUCAAAUCAAGAAUUUGUGACCAAAGUGCUUCAGAUCUGGGUUAAUAAUUUGUCCCAGACUCCUCUGGAAAAACUCUGGCGAGAGUUUAUUCCUGAAGAAUUCAAAACUCUGGUGUGGAUUCAAAACUUUGAUGUGGAAAGCCAGGUCAAAAGUUGAUCUCUGUAUGUCUCCAGAAGUGAAGUGUUUGCCUUUUUAAAAAUUUGUAUUAAAGAUGAAAAAAAAUACUGGACAACAUCUGCUGAUAAUGUGCUGAUCUGCAGAGAAGUUUUUGAGUCUUUGUAGGGGAAAUUGAUGAAUUGUGUGCCGUUCACAUGUACAUUGUAUUGCUAUGUUGCAUGGUUGCCAGUAUUCAAGUGUUAAUGGAAAUUUCGUUGACUUAGUCUUAUCGGUAUCUGAAGCAGACUUGGGAAAUAAUGUUCCUGUUGGUAAAACCAGGUUUUCUGUCGAUUUUCUUUGUACACGAAUUGGUCAUUUGGGUCUGUGAUGCGUUUACAGUUCAAGUAACAACCCUUGUUGAGUUGUUGGAGUUUGACGAUUGUACAUAUAUUAAAAAGACAAAGCACGUUUUUAGUAAGUAGGUUAGGAUUGUGUAAUAUAACAAACUAAUUUUCUUUUCUUUUUUUUAUGUUGGAAACUCUCUCUGUACUGCACCUAGUGUAAGUUUGUGCUGAUUUCAUUCAUGUAGUAGACUUGGAAAGAUUUGGAAUAAGAGAGUUCUUGUGUUAAUGGCCAGAGGAGAGAAAUCUUCGAGGUUUGGCCAAUUUGUUUAGAUUUUUGUGGCUGGUCCUGAAUGUGCGCACACGCGUAUUGUGGACAGAAAAAUCUACACAGGAAUCGGCUUGUGUGGUGUUGUUAUUGCUGUACAUUGCCUUUUAGCAGAAUAAGAGCAGUUUUUGUUUUGUAACAAUGCUUGUUUGCCCAGCAGGAAUGUCCGUGUCCAUUGUAAACGGAACUUUAAAGACAUCGUGUUAUGUUAUUUUGAUUUGUGCAAGACUGACAAUUCGUUGUCUUGGCUUCAACUUAUUCGGCGCAAAAGUCCUUCAGCCAGCCUUCAUGGGAUUGCGCUUCAAACUGCAAGAUUGUUUGGAGAGAACGGAACAUCUUCUAUUUUUUCCUGCCGGAGGGGUUCCUUGCAAGGCUCGGCACUGAUCAUCAACAGCUCUGCAAGUGACUGCUGACGGUCAGGAGGUGGAAAGAUGGCAGACAGUCCAUAGUAUCCUACAGCAGGGUCGAUAUCUCUACCAAGUUUCGUGCCGUUCAGUUCAAGCAAUCAAAGGAUUUAGGAUCAGACUGACUCUGUUGACUGCAAGAGAUGGAAAGAUGGCAGACAUUCUGUAGUGUUCUUCAGUAUAGUCUUUAGCUCCACCAAGUUUCAUCCAGUUCCAUUCGAGUGAUCGAAGGAUUUCAGAACAAGAAUGUUUUGAUGCUGGUGUUCACCACCUAACUUGAUGGCUUAUUAAAAUCAAAGUUGAUGGGUUCAUUUUAACCUCUGUUGCGGUUGUAACUUUGCUGGGUUUUAAAGAUUGUCAUUUUCUUUGAAUUUAAAUGCAAGACAAAUAUUUUGAGCUGUAUUUCGAUGGUCAUCCCUUGUAUAAGAUUAUCAGGCGACUCAUACAACAUGUGCUGGCAAGUUUGGGAAUAGCUUCUCAAAUGGAAGUACAAAUGUAACGUCAGCUUUGCUUCAUUUUCCUGGCAUCUGCAAAAAUAUUUGUCAAAGCAGUGUAUUUGGAGUGAAAGUUGUUUAAAGUUGACAGUUUUGUUAGUGGAGAUCAGGCUCUUGCUGGUGGUUUAAUUAUAAGAAAAAAAGUUGAAAUUCUUGCUUUUAAAAUGAAUUUCAAUGUAGUUGCUGUGUGGUAGGUUUCCAUUUUAAGUGUUUUAAUUGUAACAACUAUUGCAUGCUGGAAUUGUACGGUAGAAACGGCAGCCAGUGUUGUCAGCUCACAAUGUAGUAGUCUAGCGGAAUCAAAGAACAAUUAUUCAGAAAAUAAAAAGGGUCACGUAAUCGUUUUUGUGUGGAGAAUA